Molecule: messenger RNA, 1563 nt
Organism: Tauraco erythrolophus (red-crested turaco)
Lineage: Eukaryota; Metazoa; Chordata; Aves; Musophagiformes; Musophagidae
Source: RefSeq, a predicted model, not a curated record
GUGCCAGGUAUAGGAAAAGUAACAGAGAAGAUGUUAAGAGCCCUUGGAAUUGUAACUUGCUCAGAACUUUACCAGCAGAGGGCACUGCUUUCUCUUCUUUUCUCAGAAGCAUCUUGGCGUAAUUUCUUGGAUAUUUCCCUUGGUUUGGGUUCAACGCGUUUGGAAAAGGAUGGAGAAAGAAAAAGUAUGAGCACUGAAAGAACAUUCAGUGAAAUCAACACAGCAGAAGACCAGUACAGCUUGUGUCGAGAGCUCUGCAGAGACCUUGCUCAAGAGCUACAAAAAGAAGGACUUAAGGGUAAAACUGUUACCUUGAAGUUGAAGAAUGUAAACUUUGAAGUAAAAACAAGAGCUUCAAGUGUGCUGUCUUCAGUUUCUACUGAGGAGGAAAUAUUUGCUGUUGCUAAAGACUUGUUAGGCACAGAAAUUGAUAGUGUUGCUCCUCACCCUUUACGGAUAAGACUUAUGGGUGUACGAGUAUCAGGAUUUCUAAGUGAAGAGGAGAAGAAGUACCAACAAAAAAGCAUUAUGAGUUUCUUAAAAUCAGGAAAAGAAAAUAAUUUUCUUAGGCUUCAGCUGGGGAAGUCCCACCAAGAAUAUUUCUCAAAAAAUUCUGAAGCAUCUCCAAGAGGGAGUUUUUUUGAUAAAAAGCGAGCUGCAAGGCAACUAAACAGUGAGAAUCUUUCUCCAAAUGAAACUGUAGAUAAACAGCUCUUUCAUGAUAGGAAAUCAUUAGCAAAUUUUGUGGAAAAAACAGAGAAAGUCACAGAGUUACAGAAUCCUAGUGUGUGUAAGAUCUUCACCUGCCCUGUUUGCUUUGAGGAGCAAAGCAGCAGUGACUUGGAAGAGCUUAACAGGCAUAUUGAUGAGUGCCUCAAUGGGACUCUUCUUAAAGAUACCAUGGAAAUAUCCAAGAAUGACAAUUCAAGAGAAAAUACACAUAACUUUCUUCCACAAUUUAAAAAUGAAAAUGCCGAUGAACCUAAAAAAAAAAAACCAGAUCAAUUAGCAGGAACAGACGAGUCUGCAAGUACAUCUGACAACCCUACUAGCAGUAGCACAGAAAAAUUCACUCAGAUACUAUCUGAUAAACCUCACAGAGAAAGACAGCCUAGCAAUCUCAGUGAUAUUGCUAGAAAUGUGUGUAUGAAACAGUGUUUCUUCCCCAAAAGAAUUCCACAAGACAGUGAAGACUGUUUUGAAAAGACUGAACAUGCAGAACAACCUAGUUCAUCCUGUUUCCUUGAAGCGAAAGAACGCAGUGUUCUUGUUUGUCCAGUUUGUAAUUCAGAACAGAAGACCACCAGUCUUGUGUCAUUUAACAGACAUGUGGAUGUCUGCUUAAAUAAAGGCCUUAUACAGGAGCUGACAGAAAAAAAAGAUUUUCCUACUAAAACUUACAAUAUGGAAAACUCAAACGGAGUUGGAAGUUUAAGCAGAGGACAGCAAUGCACAAAUCCACCACAAGGAACAAAAAGGUCUGGACUAACAGCUUCACAGUCAGUAUCAAAAAAGGCCAAGUCGAGCAAUUCCAAGCAUACAAUUGAAAUGUUUUUUAAAUGA